AUGGGCAAGCGGGAGGUGCGCGCGGGCAUCGGCCCCGCGGAGCGGGAGGCGCGGAUGCGCGCGGCGAGGGAAAUGGCGAAGCAGCUCCCCAUCUCCGCAGUGCAGCAGCGGCUGGUGGAGUCGGUGCGGGCACACGAGUUUUUAGACGUUUCAAAAGCCCUGCAAUGCUCUCUUAUCCCUUGUGGUACAUGGCCCCUGUUCCUGUGGUACAUGGCCCCUGUUCCUGUGGUACAUGGCCCCUGUUCCUGUGGUACAUGGCCCCUGUUCCUGUGGUGCAUGGCCCCUGUUCCUGUGGUGCAUGGCCCCUGUUCCUGUGGUGCAUGGCCCCUGUUCCUGUGGUGCAUGGCCCCUGUUCCUGUGGUGCAUGGCCCCUGUUCCUGUGGUGCAUGGCCCCUGUUCCUGUGGUACAUGGCCCCUGUUCCUGUGGUGCAUGGCCCCUGUUCCUGUGGUGCAUGGCCCCUGUUCCUGUGGUGCAUGGCCCCUGUUCCUGUGGUACAUGGCCUCUGUUCCUGUGGUGCAUGGCCCCUGUUCCUGUGGUACAUGGCCCCUGUUCCUGUGGUGCAUGGCCCCUGUUCCUGUGGUGCAUGGCCCCUGUUCCUGUGGUGCAUGGCCCCUGUUCCUGUGGUGCAUGGCCCCUGUUCCUGUGGUGCAUGGCCCCUGUUCCUGUGGUACAUGGCCCCUGUUCCUGUGGUGCAUGGCCCCUGUUCCUGUGGUACAUGGCCCCUGUUCCUGUGGUGCAUGGCCCCUGUUCCUGUGGUGCAUGGCCCCUGUUCCUGUGGUGCAUGGCCCCUGUUCCUGUGGUGCAUGGCCCCUGUUCCUGUGGUGCAUGGCCCCUGUUCCUGUGGUGCAUGGCCCCUGUUCCUGUGGUACAUGGCCCCUGUUCCUGUGGUGCAUGGCCCCUUUUCCUGUGGUGCAUGGCCCCUGUUCCUGUGGUACAUGGCCCCUGUUCCUGUGGUGCAUGGCCCCUGUUCCUGUGGUACAUGGCCCCUGUUCCUGUGGUGCAUGGCCCCUGUUCCUGUGGUGGAUGGCCCCUGUUCCUGUGGUGCAUGGUCCUUGUGGCGCUGUGGUGCAGUGCAGCAGCAGCUGGUGGAGGAGGUGCGGGCGGCACACACGCUCGUGGUGGUGGGCGAGACUGGCAGCGGCAAAACCACUCCCUUCCCUUCGCCCUCCCCUGCCUCCUCUCCUUCCCCUGCCUCCUCUCCUUCCCCUGCCUCCUCUCCUUCCCCUGCCUCCUCUCCUUCCCCUGCCUCCUCUCCUUCCCCUGCCUCCUCUCCUUCCCCUGCCUCCUCUCCUUCCCUUGCCUCCUCUCCUUCCCCUGCCUCCUCCUCCCCCCCUGCCUCCUCCCCCUCCCCUGCCUCCUCCCCCUCCCCUGCCUCCUCCCCCCCUGCCUCCUCCCACUCACUCCCCCCAGAGCUCCCACAGUUCAUUCUCCCCUCCGGCCUGCUCGCCCCACACCAGGCCAUCGCCGCGACGCAGCCAAGGCAAGUCUUCAUUCUCUCCUCUGGCCUGCUCGCCCCACACCAGGCCAUCGCCGUGACACAGCCGCGCAGAGUGGCAGCAGUGACGGUGGCGGCGCGGGUGGCGGAGGAGAGGGGGGUGGGCGUGGGGCAGGAGGUGGGGUACAGCGUGCGCUUUGAGGACGUCACCUCCUCUCACACGCGCAUCAAGUACCUCACGGAUGGCAUGCUUCUCAGGGAAGCUUUGCUGGAUCCUCUUCUGAGGAGGUACGGCGUGGUGGUGGUGGACGAGGCCCACGAGCGCACAGUGAACACGGACGUGCUGCUGGGACUGCUGCAGCAGGUGCAGGCCCGCAGACACGCGCUCGCCACAGGGGGGACGGGUGCAGGGACGGGCGGGCAGGGGCAGAAGGGGAAGGUGGUGGGCGGUGGGAGGGAGGCGGAGGAUGCGGGCAUGGAGGGGCGGAAGGGGAAGAAGCGACAGAGAGUAGAGGAGUGCAGAGGAGAGGAGGGCAGGGAGGGAGAAGCAGACAAACAGGCGGACGGGCAAAUUGCAGAGGCGGCUGUAGACACAGGUGCUGGCACAUGCAUGGGUGCAAGGUCAAGUGAGGGCGAUUUGAAGCUGAUAGUCAUGUCGGCCACCCUGGAGUCGCGCAAGUUCCUCGACUUCUUCCCCGGCGCGCAUGCAGUGUACAUCCGCGGCAGGCAGCACCCCGUGCAGGUGCUCUACACGCCCACCCCCGAACCUGACUUCCUCGACGCAGCGCUGGUAACCGUGUUACAGAUACACACGGAUCAUCCUAUAGAGGGUACAGCGCCGGGGCUGGCGGGGGAUAUUCUCGUGUUUCUCACGGGGCAGGAGGAUAUUGAGGCCAUGGCGAGGUUGCUGCAGGAACGUGCGGCGAAGCUUCCUCCCGGGACGCCGCCGCUGGCUGUGGCGCCCAUCUAUGCGGCGCUGCCUGCGGAGCAGCAGAUGAACGUGUUCCGCCCCGCCCCCGUCGGGUGCAGAAAGCCUGAUUUGUGUGACCACAUUAGGUGUGACCACAUUAGGCGUGACCACAUUAGGGCGGCCAUACUGCGAGCUUUGGAGCAUCUGUUCUCGCUGGGAGCGCUCACACCAGAGGGGAGCCUGUCGCCACAGGGGAAACACAUGGCACGCUUCCCCCUCGACCCUGUCUACGCCAAGGCCAUCCUGGAGGCGUAUCGACUGGGGUCAGCAGGUGUGGCGGACGACAUGGUGGCAGCAGUGGCCAUGCUCUCCGUGGACUCGCCCUUCCACACGCCCUCUCACGCUGCUGCUGAGGCUCAUGCUGCCCGGAAGAGAUUUUUCUGCCCGGACGGCGACCAUCUCACGCUGGUGAACGUGCUGCGGGGCUAUCUGGCAGCGGGCAGCCAAAACACCGAGGCUGCUGACAUGGCACGCGAUGGGAGCAACAACGGUGGGAGUGGUGGCGGUGUGGUUCAGGGGUUUGGCCGGCAGGCAAAGGCGAAGGAGGGGAGGGUGCGAGCUUGGUGCAAGGCACACUACCUCAAUGGACGUUCGCUCAAAAAGGCAGCAGAUGUGUACCGGCAACUGCAGGCGUACUGUCACGGCCUCUCCCUGCCUGUCGCCUCCCACUCGCAUCUACCCCCGUCGUCAUCAUCACCCUCCGCCACAGGCUCAGCAGCAGCAGCAGCGCAACGGCGGGACGAGUCAGUUGCGUUCCGCCGGGCGCUGACAGCAGCCUUCUUUGCCAACGCUGCCAAGAAGCAAGCCGACGGCACGUACAGGUACUGUGGGUGGGCUGACAGAGACUCUGUGAGGAAGGGAGGGGAGGGCAAGGCGUGGUGCAUGCAGAUGUGCAGAGGCAUGUGCGUGAUGCUGGCCUCACACGUGCACGGAUGGGCGAUCAUGCACAAACUGCCCUGA
Molecule: messenger RNA, 3366 nt
Organism: Closterium sp. Yama58-4
Lineage: Eukaryota; Viridiplantae; Streptophyta; Zygnematophyceae; Desmidiales; Closteriaceae
Source: the annotation of a GenBank genome assembly